GCGGUGUCCGCGCCUCCCCGCCCGCCCCGAUUUCCUCCGCGCAGUGGCGGCGGUGGUGGCGGCGGCGGCGCCUCGUGCGUGCGGUUAUUUAUUUAUUUCCGGGCUCCAGAGCGCUUAUAAUGGAGCCGCUGUCAGCAGAACCUUCUGCUGCCGCCACCGCCGCCGCCGCCACCGUCCCUCCUCUUUUUUUUCCCGGCAGAUCUUUGUUGUGUGGGAGGGCAGCAGGGAUGGACUUGAGCUUGCGGAUCUCCUGCUAGAGCCGCCGCGCUCGGAGAGGACGCCGCCGCCGCCGCCGCCGCCGCCGCUGCCUCGAGGCCCCGCCGGAGCCGGCCUGCGUCCGCCCGCGCCCCUGCCCGCUCGGCCCGCUCGCCCCGCGCCUCCUGCAGAGUCCCCUCGCGGCGGCAGAUGUGUGUGGGGUCAGCCCACGGUGGGGACUAUGGUGAAAUUCCCGGCGCUCACGCACUACUGGCCCCUGAUCCGGUUCCUGGUGCCCCUGGGCAUCACCAACAUAGCCAUCGACUUCGGGGAGCAGGCCUUGAACCGGGGCAUCGCGGCUGUCAAGGAGGAUGCAGUGGAGAUGCUGGCCAGCUACGGGCUGGCCUACUCCCUCAUGAAGUUCUUCACGGGUCCCAUGAGUGACUUUAAAAACGUGGGCCUGGUGUUUGUGAACAGCAAGCGGGACAGAACCAAAGCCGUGCUGUGCAUGGUGGUGGCCGGAGCCAUCGCCGCCAUCUUUCACACCCUGAUAGCCUACAGCGACCUGGGCUACUACAUCAUCAAUAAACUGCACCACGUGGACGAGUCCGUGGGGAGCAAAACGAGAAGGGCCUUCCUGUAUCUCGCCGCCUUCCCUUUCAUGGACGCAAUGGCAUGGACCCAUGCUGGCAUUCUCUUAAAACACAAGUACAGCUUCCUGGUGGGAUGUGCCUCAAUCUCAGAUGUCAUAGCUCAGGUCGUUUUCGUAGCCAUCUUGCUUCACAGCCACCUGGAGUGCAGAGAACCCCUGCUCAUCCCGAUCCUCUCCUUGUACAUGGGCGCCCUGGUGCGCUGCGCCACCCUGUGCCUGGGCUACUACAGGAACAUCCACGACAUCAUCCCGGACCGGAGCGGGCCGGAGCUGGGGGGAGAUGCCACAAUAAGGAAGAUGCUGAGCUUCUGGUGGCCAUUGGCUCUCAUCUUGGCCACACAGAGAAUCAGCAGGCCCAUCGUCAACCUCUUCGUUUCCCGGGACCUCGGUGGCAGUUCUGCAGCUACGGAGGCGGUAGCAAUUUUGACAGCCACGUACCCCGUGGGUCACAUGCCAUAUGGCUGGUUGACGGAAAUCCGCGCUGUCUACCCUGCUUUUGACAAGAAUAACCCCAGCAAUAAGCUGGUGAGCACAAGCAACACGGUCACGGCGGCCCACAUCAAGAAGUUCACGUUCGUGUGCAUGGCCUUGUCGCUAACGCUCUGCUUUGUGAUGUUCUGGACCCCCAACGUCUCCGAGAAAAUCCUGAUAGACAUCAUUGGUGUGGACUUCGCCUUCGCAGAACUCUGCGUCGUUCCUUUGCGAAUCUUCUCCUUCUUCCCGAUUCCAGUCACCGUGAGGGCCCAUUUCACCGGGUGGCUGAUGACACUGAAGAAGACCUUCGUCCUGGCCCCCAGCUCCGUGCUGCGGAUUAUCGUCCUCAUCACCAGCCUCGUGGUCCUGCCCUACCUGGGGGUACACGGAGCCACCCUGGGUGUGGGCUCCCUCCUUGCAGGGUUUGUGGGAGAAUCCACCAUGGUCGCCAUUGCCGCAUGCUACGUCUAUCGGAAACAGAGAAGGGACGAGAUUAACCAGGGAGUGAAUGGAGGUGGAGAAGAGAAGGGGUCCAGGGGUAUACCUCUGGGGGACACCACUGUGGGCCCCCCCAGCCAUGGCAGCCAGGUGGUGACAGCUGAGAUUGGCGGAGAUUUGGACCUAACCAAGAAAAAGAAGACGGAGAAUGAGUCAGCCGUGGACGGGGAGGACUCGGCCAUGACGGACAUACCUCCAGCCGAGGAGGGGACAGACGUCGUGGAAAUGAGAGAGGAGAAUGAAUAAGGCCCAGGACGCGGCGCUGCGGGGACAGUCGAGAUGACACUCAGCCUCAUCUCCUCUCCCACUGAGUUCCGUUCCCUUUUGGUUUCGGUUUCGGUUUCAGACACGCAAGAGGCCUUGAUUUAAAGGUUUCCCGCACACUCUCCGGCAUACUGGGUAUGCUCACACGCAGGCGGGGACCUGGGCAAUGGUCUUCGCCAUCGCUUUGUAAAAACCAACGAAACAGUUGACUUCAUGCCCCCGCUUCAUGAAAACCCAAAAGACGUAGCUGCCUCUAGUCCGAGUGGACGCCCCCACCCUCGGACAGUCUCCACUCGGAACCAAAGGACCACGGCUCUGCCCUCCAACACCCCACGGCCACCGCUGCCCGGCAGGCCCCGCCCUGCCCCCUGUCCCUUUGCAUCUCUCUCAAGAAUCAGCAGGUUACAACUUGGCUUUCUGCGGUGGGCUUCGCAGUCACAUGGCUAUGCGGAGAGAGGGAAGCCAGCCAGGUGGCCUUCCUCUGUGGAGUCAUCAACUGCCCACUGCACAUGUGCAGAGGAUCCACCGGUGCCCCCCUUCCCACGGAAGAGGGGACGUGUGGACGCACUGGGCAGGUGGAUGGGAAUGACCUCCUGUGGGAAAGUCUGAGAUGCCACAGGAGCAGCCGGCUGACGACGUCCCACGCCCGCAUCUCACCCGGCCUCCUCUGGGAGGGAGCGAGCUCCCACACCGUGCCCGCCGUGUACUUACCCAGCUAACCUGAGCGUCCUCGCAGAAGCGCUUCUCCAAAUUUCAGCAUCCUUCCGCAUGGCUUCCCCCGAAGGCUUGUUCUUCACCCGCCCUCCUGAAGAGGGCGCUAGAGCAAGGGAAACGGAGCAUUCUAACUCUGCGUGUUAGUUUUUACAGUGAACUGAAGCUUUAAGUCAUAAUCUCAUUCUAAUGCCAGGUUGCCGUAUUGUAACUUUUGAAGUAGAUGUAUUACCUGGUUCAGCCAUUCUUAGUCAUAACCGUGCGGUACAGGUAAUUCCAGUGUACUCCCCCUCUCACCACAGGAUAAAAGAAGACAUUUUAUAAACAAUAUCAAAGUCACUAUGUGAUACUCCCUGAGAUGACACAUUUGAAAUCCAUUUAGUGCAGUCUAUUUUUCUAAGUUUUGGAAAGCGGGUUUUUUCUUUAAAAAAAAAUAUGGACACAGUUCAGUAAAUUCUUGAUUUCGACAAAAUUCCUAGACUGAAAGAACCUAGACACAAAAAAUAUUUUAAAGAUAUAAAUAGAUACUGUAUAUGUUAUGUAAUUUAUUUUAGGCUAUAAUACAUUUCCUAUUUUCGCAUUUUCAAUAAAAUGUCUCUAAUACAACACG
Molecule: messenger RNA, 3404 nt
Organism: Phyllostomus hastatus (greater spear-nosed bat)
Lineage: Eukaryota; Metazoa; Chordata; Mammalia; Chiroptera; Phyllostomidae
Gene: ANKH
Product: ANKH inorganic pyrophosphate transport regulator
Exons: 13
Coding region: 437-2065 (542 amino acids)
Biological process (GO): phosphate ion transmembrane transport
Cellular component (GO): membrane
Molecular function (GO): phosphate transmembrane transporter activity
Source: RefSeq, a predicted model, not a curated record